Trichoderma harzianum CBS 226.95 is the source of this 638-nucleotide messenger RNA. RefSeq lists its product as hypothetical. The transcript has a single exon. The record is from RefSeq and is a predicted model, not a curated record. Lineage: Eukaryota; Fungi; Ascomycota; Sordariomycetes; Hypocreales; Hypocreaceae. The coding region runs from base 120 to 530 and encodes 136 amino acids.
UUUGCAUGGUCAUUAAAACGGGCAUUCAUUUACUUUAGUGUUGAUAUAGCAUGACAUUUGAAAGGCCUAGCAGGUAACACUCCCGUAUUGCUCAUAAACUUGGCUGGAAUUUAGCAUGGAUGAAACAUAAGCCACCAGCGCCAGUGCUCGUCUACCUGAUAUUGAUCGUCAACAAUACCAUCCCGCGCGGUACCCAAUACUCGCCUCCCGCAGCGCAUGAUUGCAUUCUUUGGGCUCCUGUCAGGUCCAUCCACCUGCCGCUCUGGUACCUGGAUGCUCCAGGCCAAUGUCCCUCGGCUGGCCAAUGCCUAAACGAGGCCCAAAGCGCCUGCGUCACAGCCACUGAACGUGCCCGUCUGGACCUUCCUCAUGACCCGGGCCCCCCUCUCUCCUUCCCGUUGAACAGCGCUAUCCACAAUCCACACAUCACACAAAUCAAAUCAGUGACACAUGGUGACCUUGACCCCAACAUUUCAUUUCCAUUCUCACCCGACAUACAUCAUGGACAUGCCUUUCAUGCCUCAGGUUGAGUAUAUAUACUUGACUUGAUACCAGACGGCGUCUUUUUGUUCUCUCUUCCUUCUUCCACUCUUCUCUCUGCUUAGCUGCUGCUUCGCUGCAUCUCUUGCAUAUCUUCA